This is a messenger RNA of Aptenodytes forsteri (emperor penguin), 1952 nucleotides long. RefSeq names its product acyl-CoA thioesterase 7 (gene ACOT7). The coding region runs from base 30 to 1385 and encodes 451 amino acids. The transcript is spliced from 9 exons. Gene Ontology annotation, cellular component: extracellular exosome; cytosol; nucleoplasm. NCBI's taxonomy places the organism in Eukaryota, Metazoa, Chordata, Aves, Sphenisciformes, Spheniscidae. The record is from RefSeq and is a predicted model, not a curated record. Gene Ontology annotation, biological process: palmitic acid biosynthetic process; acyl-CoA metabolic process. Gene Ontology annotation, molecular function: long-chain fatty acyl-CoA binding.
AUGGUGCCUCGCCUUCCCUCCUCCGGCCGAUGAUCUGCCACCCCGGCAGAAGCCGCUACUGCUGCCGGGAAGCCGGGUUGAGUGGUGGCAUGUGCCUGGCUCGGUCGCCGUUUGCUGCAGUGAGGUGGCGGCGAGAUGCGGUCCCAGCCGAGCAGCCGGCUGCCCCCGGCAGAGGAGCGAUGCCUCCUUCCACUCCCAGCGGUAAUUUGGGGCGGGUUCCCCUGCCGCUCCCAGGAAACAGCGGGCCGGCAAGGGCAGGCAGCGCCAGUGACGUUGCCGGCAUCAGCGUGGUGAGAUGGCCCAGCAGCUCAUCUGGUAGGGCGAUAGCGGUGCCUCCGGGCGGCUGCACUGGGACCCAGGCUGGGGGCAUGGCAGGGGGGUGUGAGCUCGCGUGUCCUUCCCCCGGCAGGAUCAUGCGCCCGGAUGAUGCCAACGUUGCGGGGAACGUCCACGGGGGAACCAUCCUGAAGAUGAUCGAGGAGGCUGGAGCCAUCAUCAGCACCCGCCACUGCAACUCCCAGGCCGGGGAGCCCUGUGUGGCUGCGCUGGCGCGGGUGGAGCGGACGGACUUCCUCUCCCCGGUGUGCAUUGGCGAGGUGGCCAACGUCAGUGCCGAGAUCACCUACACCUCCCGGCACUCCGUGGAGGUCCAGGUCAACGUCAUGUCUGAAAACAUUUUAACAGGGGCGAAGAAGGUGACGAACAAGGCGACGCUGUGGUAUGUGCCGCUGUCCCUGAAGAAUGUGAACAAGGUCCUUGAGGUUCCUCCCAUCCAGUACACAAGAAAGGAGCAGGAGGAUGAGGGGAAGAAGCGUUACGAGGAGCAAAAGCUGGAUCGGCUGGAAACUAAGCAGAGAAACGGCGACUUGAUCUUCCCUGUCAUCAACCCAGAGCCGCACACCGUUGGCUACAGCCAGUCCAGCCUGAUCCACCUGGUGGGACCGUCAGACUGCACGCUGCUGGGCUUCGUGCACGGAGGUGUCACCAUGAAGCUCAUGGAUGAGUGUGCGGGGAUGUGGGCCGCCCGCCACUGCAAGACAAACAUUGUCACCGCCUCAGUGGACGCCAUCAACUUCCACGAGAAGAUCAAAAAAGGCAGCGUCAUCACCAUUUCGGGGCGCAUGACCUUCACGAGCAAUAAAUCCAUGGAAAUCGAAGUCUUUGUGGAUGCCGACCCAUUCGUGGACGAGCCUCGGGAGCGGUACCGUGCUGUCAGCGCCUUCUUCACCUACGUCUCCCUGAGCAAGGAGGGGAAGCCCCUGCCUGUCCCGCAGCUGCUGACGGAGACGGAGGAUGAGAAGCGGCGCUUUGAGGAAGGGAAGGGCAGGUACCUCCAGACGAAAGCCAAGCGUCAGGCGCAGAUGCAGCAGGCUGCCCAGCAGUGAUCCCGCCCCACGCUCUCGCAGCCUUCGCCUGCCAAACGUCCAGGUUCCCGUUAGUGUUGUGUCCGGUCCGCGCCGGGCCUCGCCCCUUCGCCCGCCCCAGCCUGCCGCCGGAGCUGCUGCGGCGGCGUGGUUGCUUCGCUGCUGAUUGGUUUAGCGCCGUAGACCUUGUGCUUUAGGUGGCUUAAGUGCCCCGAAAGCCUCCGGGAGCCUUCCCGGUCACACGCCAUUCGCCUCUGGAGCCCUGUUUUCACCGUUCAAUCCCGUAAGCGAAGCUCCCGCCCGUGCCGGAGCAGGGCAGAGGUGCGUGGCGGCACGAGGGACGCACGAGGCCACGAGUCUUUGUGAUGCUGUGUUAAACUUGCCAGUAUGUCCUAAAACUGCACACCAAAGCUUACGUACGAUACUCGCGAUGAGAAACGCGCCCCGGUAUCGUACUGAAUGUCUCAAGACUGUUUCGUUGACAUCUCUAGGUAGUUUCUCUGUGCACAUCUGAGUUAUUUAAGGAAUCCUGUGGCAUAAAUAAAGUCUGUUGUUGUUGACUGAACUAAAACGGGUGUCGCUUUUUUU